ACCGGCGGUGGAUGCAUUUGAAUGAUUCAAAAACUUCUGUAACGAUAGCAAACGUUCAACAACAGUUGGCCUUGGACGGUGUAACCCGUUUUUCACGUUUUUGGAUUUACAAUCUCGAAGAGAUCAGAUGUCACCUGAUAAAAUGCUUCGUGUACCUAAAUUGUGAUAUGCGUUUCUAUCAACGGCAAUUCUCAAAGGUCAAGAAGAAAAAGACCAAUGGCCUCUUGUGAUUUCGCCUACAUCUGUCAAAGACCAUGAAGCAGGUGGAUAUUAGAAAUAAGGACCAAUUAGAUAAGGAAAGACUCCUUGUGCACAGUCCAGGCAAGGAAAAGAGACCCUCAUUUUGCAGGAGGAAGAGUUCUCUAUCCCUGGAAGUGGGCUUGAAGCUGCACCGUAAAACAUCCAAUGUUGGUCGAGCCCGUAACACCGGCAUGGCCAAUAAAGAAAAUGAGGUGACAUGCUCGGAUUUGCGGGGCAAUCGCUACAGAGAUAACUGCAGGCCGACUGUGAAUGCAGCAGGGGCCUCUAAGAUGGCGGGGCCCGCUUCCAAGUACAGUGACUUCACUGAGCUAUCAAAGGACCAUGAAGCAGUGUCUCAUAUCCUCUUCGGAAGGAACCUUCGACUUAAAGUGGCCCUAACGCUAUGGCGAAGGAACGCCAGUGAAUUAGUGGCUUAUCUAAUCGUAAUUCAAGAUAGAGGAGUGCUGCUUGAUCUGUUACCUGUCAUAACAAAUAACCUUCAAAGUGAAGCAUCUUGUUUUUCAAUCGGAUGCUGCGUUGACCUCAUACCCCAAGUCAAAAUGAUUCUUUCCGGUAAAUACGAAGAACACAUAAUUGUGGGUUUACACUGGGUCCAAGCUGUCAUCAGGAAAUGGUGGCCAGACCUUUCAAAGCCAGAGAAAAUACUGCGGGACAGUUUGGACAACAGGAACAUUGUAGUCUUGAAGCAACGUCUAAGGGACUUGUGGAAGGACGGAGCCAGGCUAUGUCUGGUUUCAGGUUCUACUGGAGACCUGGCAAAGGCCGUUGAGGCAUACGUCCUUCAGCUGCCCUGACUUGUCCAUGUAGCACUCCAGGGAUGUGACCACUACUUACUGGAUCACGGCUACGUUGUAGCGUUAAUGGCAUCUGACGUAUGGACUGGAUUAUGGUUUUGUUAGUCGAAACCAACUGAAAAUGAACCUGACACAUCAAAACAACUCCUUAUUGCUGGAGAAGAAUGCAGGACUGGGAGCCUAUUUCUGCAGCAGAAGCACAGCAGGUGACUGCUUCACAUUGAAGUGGACCGUUUCAGGACAGGGGGACAUAUCGUGGACCUCCAUGAGACUGGAUAUGUCGUGCCAAGCUACUUGUCUCCCACUCACCGCUUGUCAUCGAAUGCAAAUGCACACGGAUUCUUGAAUGGCCCAAAGUUUGGAUGUUUUUAACCUGCGUUAUUUGGAAUUGGGAACUUGGAAGUUGCAACAGUCUUAAGUUAUGAGUGUGCAUCUUGUGUGUCUUCCAUGUGUGUCGUUUGAACUUGGUUCCAAGACAAGUUAUUAUUUUCAUCUUUUAAAUAAAUUUGAUAGAAAUGUA
This is a messenger RNA of Syngnathus acus (greater pipefish), 1575 nucleotides long. It is a transcript of the gene katnbl1, whose product is annotated as katanin p80 subunit B-like 1. Lineage: Eukaryota; Metazoa; Chordata; Actinopteri; Syngnathiformes; Syngnathidae. The transcript has 10 exons. The record is from RefSeq and is a predicted model, not a curated record. Gene Ontology annotation, molecular function: microtubule binding. Gene Ontology annotation, cellular component: nucleolus. The coding region runs from base 255 to 1055 and encodes 266 amino acids.